Cladocopium goreaui is the source of this 1164-nucleotide messenger RNA. Lineage: Eukaryota; Dinophyceae; Suessiales; Symbiodiniaceae. The record is from the annotation of a GenBank genome assembly.
AUGGCACAGGGCGGCCUCUUGGAGAGCGUGAUGGAUGCGCUUGGUAACAAGGUGACGUCAACCAUUCAUGCUCGGGUGUCGCCUUUGUUGCAGCUUGUGCAUUACUAUGAACAGUUGGGUUGCAGCUGUUUUCCAUUGACGGAACAUCUGGUAUAUGAGUACAUGAAGAGCAGUCUGCAUAGGGCUCCAUCUUUUCACAGGUCGUUGCUGCUUGCGAUCAGUUUUGCAAGUUUUCACUUUGGCUUGGAUGGGGCGAAGACAGUUUUGGCAUCAGGGCGCAUCAAAGGGUGCGCUCAGAAGCACUAUGCAGAGAAAAGGAAAUUAAUACAGAGACCUCCACUGACCGUUGAACAAGUCAUGGCACUUGAGAAGAUUGUUCUGGACGAAGGUCGGACAGACACCGAUCGCAUUGGCGCUGGGUUUUAUUUGACCUUGGUUUACGGCAGAUUGAGGUACAGUGAUGCUCAACAGGUCUCACAUCUGGCUUUGGACAUGCCGAAUGCCAGGCAAGGCUUUCUGGAAGGCGUGGCAGGAAGUGAAAUUCAGGUGCGCUAUUGCUUGGUCAGGAAAGCCUUGGCUUUUGACCAGUCGAACUUGCUGGACUUCAAGUUGAUGGAAUCCUGGACAGAGAAACUUUUGCAGAGCCGUUUGGAAGAACCUUCUCCAGGCUUUGCCCGAACGACGAUGAAGCAAUUGGAGUUAGCAGAUAGGAAGCUGUUUUGCAUACUGGCCGAGAAAACGAGAGAAGGGAUCAAGAGCACAACCACGGGGAGGCCCUUGGAUGCAGUUUUCAAAGAUUGCACUGAGUUAUCAGAAGUACUUGCGCUGCUUCAACCUCGACCGAGCAGCAUGUCAGCGCAGCCAGAAAGAACCAGAGAGGCAAACAGCAACGCAGGUGAACCACCAGCCAAGAGACCCAGGCAUGAGGGUGGAAAGGGCAAAGGAAAAAGCAAGGGGAACAAUGGAGCUUUUGUCAGAAUGCCACAUGAUCUCUUGAAGUUGAGUUGCGUUGCAGCGACCCCCAAAAAGCACAGGAUUUGCUUUUCUUACAAUUUGAAGAAGUGUGAUGUGAAUGGGCAGAAAUGCCCGAAGGGCUUGCAUGUUUGCGCUGUGCAGGGUUGUUUUCGUGCUCACCCUGCCCUAGACUGCCAAAAGGGAUUGUAA